Messenger RNA from Haliotis rufescens (red abalone), 4997 nucleotides. Its product is annotated as elongator complex protein 1-like. Lineage: Eukaryota; Metazoa; Mollusca; Gastropoda; Lepetellida; Haliotidae. Bases 191 to 4201 code for a protein of 1336 amino acids. Gene Ontology annotation, cellular component: elongator holoenzyme complex; cytosol. Gene Ontology annotation, molecular function: tRNA binding. The record is from RefSeq and is a predicted model, not a curated record. Gene Ontology annotation, biological process: tRNA wobble base 5-methoxycarbonylmethyl-2-thiouridinylation. The transcript has 34 exons.
ACAUAUUUAGUGCGGCAUUGCAAUAUGGCCGCGCCCAUGGAGCAUGCAACCAGAUGUAAAUCUUGAACACGUUGACUAGCUAUUACAAAUUAGAAAUAGGCUUUCCAUCAUCGUUGAAUUUGCUUCCCCACCUACUGACAACACUUUUUGUCACCGUUAAUCGUGUUGAAGUAGAACCAGCUAAAGCAAAAUGAGAAACCUACAGUUACUGGAGGUGAAGAGAGUGGUUGACAACACAAGUAUGAAUAGAUGUCAGCACAUCACAAUGGACACAGACACAGACACACUGUAUGCUGCAGGGCCAGCCUGUCUGUGUGCUAUAGAUGUCCAGUCAGGACAGGUGGGCAGUUCAGUCAGUCUGACCAAGGAAGACUUCCUCCCCUCAGAUGGGACAGGGUGCAUUGUGGGUAUGCAGUAUCUGGCAGACCAACAGGGCGUAUGUGUUGCCGUUGGCAACGGCAACCUGCUUGUCUGGAGUGUUUGUACAGGGCAGAUUGAGUGUGUCGGCUGUGUGGAGAGUGGGUUCACAGCCAUGGCCUGGAGUCCAGACCUGGAGGUCCUUGUCCUUGCGACAGGCGAUGAGACCCUGAUCAUGAUGACAAGAGAGUUUGACCCCAUCACAGAGAUCUCCCAGCACCCUCAAGACACAGGGGAUGCUGCCUUUGUGACUGUUGGAUGGGGUAAGAAAGAGACCCAGUUCCAUGGGUCUGAGGGCAAGGCUGCUGCACAGAAGAAAGACAAGUCUUGCCGCUCUGCCACGCCUUGGGAUGACUGCCGUCCAAGGAUCAGCUGGCGAGGGGAUGGUCAGUUCUUUGUUGUGAGCAGCAUCAGCCCAGACACAGGUGGCCGGCAGCUCCAUGUGUGGACAAGGGAUUGCUCACACCACUCCAGUAGUGAGCCUGUGGAUGGCCUGGAGCAGCCCCUUGCAUGGAGACCGUCUGGAGGUCUUGUUGCCUGCUCCCACAUGCGACCAAACAAACAUGAUGUGGUGUUCUUUGAAAAGAAUGGUCUUCGGCAUGGGGAGUUCACUCUGCCAUUUCCUGUAAAUACGGUGAAGGUUCGGGAGGUGUUGUGGAACAUGGAGUCAACUGUCCUGGCUGUGUGGUGUGAAGAGAUGGGUCCAGAUCAUACCAACCAGCAUCCUGAACAACAUAUCCCAGUGUCAUAUGUUCAACUUUGGACUGUGAACAACUAUCACUGGUACUUGAAGCAAAGUCUACAAUUCUCACCUGAAGAAAGGGUGAUGGAUGUGCAGUGGAACCCUGAACAUGGAUACAGAAUGCACAUUAUGUGUUCUGGGGCCCAGUAUCUGCAGUAUACAUGGUCCUGGUCAACAUGCCACAGCUUGGGGAAGUCAGCAGAUGAUAUGGCUACAGUGACAGUGAUUGAUGGAGAAAAAGUUCUUGUGACACCAAUGAGACAGAUGGUUGUACCGCCUCCAUUGUCUGCCUUCCAGCUGGAGUUGCCUGCCCCUGUCAGUCAGGUGACAUUUGGUCCAGCAGGCUUGAGUAAUGACAUUGCAGUGAUGUUGUCUGAUCAGAGGCUGGCUGUGUAUCAUCUCGCAGCAGAAGCCAAGAAUGGAUCUGAUGAAAGUGUAAAGCUUGGAGCAGCAGGAGGAACAGGCUUCAGUGUGCAGUGCAGGAGACAUUCACUGAAGUGUGUGUACAGUGUCAAGUUUACGUCUGUGAUUGUGAAUUUUCCCCUUCACAUCCAACACCUUACCUGGUUAACUCCGGAUUGCUUCAUCUUCUGUGGACUGGAUGCUGGUAACACCCACUCUGUACUGUACAAAGCUGAGCUGGCUGGGGACACACUAGCUGUCAGAUCAAGUCUGGAUGUAGAGAACCUCGUGCACUGCAUAGCUGUCAGUGUGGACACUCCGUCAGUGGCAAUCCAGUUGUGUGAUGGAACUGUACUCCGAUACCUGUCAGAUGAUGACAGUCUGUCGCCAUGGAACACUGAGUGUGGACAGGACCUCCAACUGCCACAUGCCUGCAGCCAGAUGUCUGUGUGUCUGAUAGGGGGAGAGGAGGUUGUUUUGGGACUGACUGACCGAUACAGGUUCUAUGUCAAUGACAAGGAGAUUGCCUCUAACUGUACAUCUUAUGCUGUCCAUGAUGAGUUCCUGCUUCUGACGACACUGAGUCAUACAUGUCGAUGUAUUUCACGACAUACCAGGGUCAGAGAUUUACCUAGCCUGUCUGAUGGCAAGGCCCACCCUUUUGAUGAGUGUGUCCGCCGCGUGGAGAGAGGGUCACGCAUCGUGACUGUGGUCCCUGAGGCCACCAAGCUGGUGCUGCAGAUGCCGAGGGGUAACCUGGAGGUCAUACACCCCAGAGCUCUUGUACUGUCAGCUGUCCGCAAGUAUCUUGAUAGGCAGCAGUACAAGGAAGCAUUCCUGGCUAUGAGGAAACAUCGGAUCAACAUGAACCUGAUGUAUGACCAUGACCCCCAGAUGUUCUGUGACCACAUCCAGCAGUUCAUAUCUCAAGUGGAGGCAGUCAACCAUCUGAACCUCUUCCUCACGGACCUGCAAGAGGAUGAUGUGACAGUGACCAUGUACACUGCGGCAUACAACAGACACUCACAGCCACACAGCCAGGGGACAUCCAAGGUGGACAGAGUGUGUGACUGUGUGAGAGAAGCAGUCUCACACCUAGACAGGGACAAAUAUUUGCUGACGAUCCUGACUUCCUAUGUGAGGAAGAGUAAGCCUGACCUGGAGGCUGCCCUCAGUCUUGUGAAGAGUCUCCGAGAGACAAGAAAGGAGGGAGUCAGUGUGACAGCCGAGGAGACACUCAAGUACCUGCUCUUCCUUGUUGAUGUCAAUGAACUGUAUGAUGUGGCCCUUGGAUCUUAUGACUUUGACCUUGUGUUGAUGGUCGCAGAGAAAUCUCACAAGGACCCAAAGGAGUAUAUCCCAUUCCUUAACAAAUUGCGUAGAAUGGAGGAGAACUACCGCAGGUUUGCCAUCGAUCAACAUCUCCGCCGCUUCAGAAAAGCUCUACAUCACAUUGCUGGCUGUGGUGAAGAUAGGUUCCAGGAAUGUCUGUCCUAUGUAGAGGAGCACAAGUUAUAUGGGGAUGCUCUAAGGCUAUUUCCCCCAAGGACUUCACAGUACAAGCAAUUGGCAACAUCGUAUGGGAACUAUUUGUGUGUGAAGAACCGUUCGGACGAAGCAGGGGUGAUGUACAUCAAGUCUGAGGAGUGGGAGCUAGCACUGGAGGCCUUCACAGCAUGCAACAACUGGAGACAGAUGUUCUGCCUGACUGUCAAACUUGGUUACUCUUCAGAACAGGAAGCAGAGAUAGCCAGGCAAUGUGCACGCCAGCUGCAAAGCAUGAAGAAGUUCUCGGAUGCUGCAGUGGUGUUUGAGACAUAUGCUAAGGAUGUUGAGGAAGCCAUUGUCUGCCUGAUAGAAGGUGCAUUAUGGGAAGAAGCUAUGAGAAUGAUGCACCAACAUAGAAGAACUGAUUUCAUUGAAACAAAUCUGAAGACUGCUCUGCUAGAAUGUCAUGAACAACACUUGGAGACUCUGGAGGAGUACAGGGACAAUUUCGAGAGACACAAGAACAGGCUUAGUGUUGUUCGGGAACAAAAUGAGAGACAGAAACUGGAGAUUAUGGAUGGCGAUGUACCGUGCAACAAUGCGGACUCUGACUUGUUCUCUGACACCAGCAGUGCUACAGGCGUCAGUGUUCAGUCCUCUCACUACUCCUACAACAGCCAGAGAUCAACAGUCAUCAGCCGAGGCACUGGGCGCUCCUCCAAGAGCAGAAAGAAGGGGGACAGCCAGAGGUGGAGUCUGAAGGAGGGCAGUCAGUAUGAAGACUGUGCACUCAUAGAUGCUCUGGCAAAGAUCAUCACCGCUGUGGACAGCUUGAAGGAGGAAGUGAACUCUCUGAUGAGGGCACUAGUGCAGUUUUACUAUGAUGCCUUAGCUUUGUCCCUACACCAGCAGUUGGACUCCUUCCUCACACUGAUUGACAGGUCCAUCCCCUGCAUCUGGCUGGAUGAAGGCCCGCAAGAUGCUAACCCAGUGCUGGGUCCUAACAUGACGUCAAACGCCAUAGCACAGGCCAUGCAACAAGGCAGCAGUAUUAACGCUAGUGAAAAGAAAGAUCCAGUGCUGAUUGCCCCACCCAAGCGUAGGAAGGAUGUUCGCUGGAGACUACACAUGGUGCACACUGGAGGAGACUGAUGGCCCCACUGGUGAUGAAGCACGGUCUGCAUCCAGAGCCCUGGUUCUAUUGCAUGACCAUGGACCUGUGUUUGAGAUGGGAUCUGUACACAAGACUUUGAACAGACAUUGUCUUGUGUAGGAAGGGGAACAUGUACAGAAUACUUGAACAGGGUUGUGUACAGAAUACAUGAAAAGUAGGGCUGGGGUGAGAAUUUACUACCUGUGUACCCAACCUUCUAUUACCCUAACCCUUCCCGGAGAGUUGAAUACAAAGUGUCCCAUUGGGAAAUGUGUUACUGGAGCCCUGGCAAAAACUAUUUAGAUAUACGUAUAAAAUAAUCUGAUCAUGCAUACACUGGAGCUAACUGAAGCUUUAUCGUUACUAAAACAUAAACCUGAUCCAACACUUGCAUAGUCAGAAAUGCAAACAUUAGCGAUAAAUAGUGCAACCAUGGAGUUUUAAUGUUUUUGUCAUGAAACAUGCGACUAACAACGGUUCCUACUCAGGAGUUACCUGUCUUAACCCUAUAAAGAAAAGGCAUCCCCCUGUGUUUGAAGUGCAAUAUGUACACAAUACUUCAACAGACGAUGACCUGUGUUUGAAGUGGAAUAUGUGCACAGCACUUGAACAAUGACCUGUGUUUGAAUUGGAAUAUGUUCACAGUACUUGAACAGACGAUGACCUGUGUUUGAAGCGGAAUAUAUACACAGUAUUUGAACAGACGAUGACCUGUGUAGGAAGUGGUAUAUGUGUACAAUAAUAUCCAAUCUUUUCUUUCAUGUGAAAUGUGCACCAUACAUAUAUUUGUUGAUA